This is a messenger RNA of Glycine soja, 1506 nucleotides long. RefSeq names its product glycosyl hydrolase 5 family protein-like. The record is from RefSeq and is a predicted model, not a curated record. Bases 145 to 1368 code for a protein of 407 amino acids. NCBI's taxonomy places the organism in Eukaryota, Viridiplantae, Streptophyta, Magnoliopsida, Fabales, Fabaceae. The transcript is spliced from 4 exons. Gene Ontology annotation, molecular function: hydrolase activity, hydrolyzing O-glycosyl compounds.
UCAUGGCAUAAGCCCACAGUUAAACGAUCUUUUCAGAACCUUGAAUCCAUUGCUGGUGUCCAAACCAACAACCCCUCCAUCAUCGAUCUUCCCCUCACUCAAGCUUUUCAGGCAGUGGUGAAAAGUCUUGGGGACAACGAUGUGAUGGUGAUAUUGGACAACCACAUAACCCAGCCAGGGUGGUGCUGUAGUAACUCCGACGGCAAUGGAUUCUUCGGUGACAAAUUUUUCAACCCAGACCAGUGGAUAUUGGGCCUCACCAAGAUGGCCACCCUUUUCAAUGGUGUCACUAAUGUGGUGGGCAUGAACUUGAGGAAUGAGCUCCGAGGGCCCAAACAGAAUGUCAACGAUUGGUACAAGUACAUGGUGAAAGGAGCAGAAGCGAUUCAUGCAGCAAAUCCAGAUGUUCUUGUCAUUCUAUCUGGCCUAAAUUAUGACAAAGACUUGUCUUUCAUUCAAAAACGGCCAGUGAGCCUCACAUUUAAGGGGAAAUUAGUAUAUGAGGCACACUGGUAUGCCUUCACUGAUGGUCAAGCUUGGGUUAAUGGUAAUCCAAACCAGGUAUGUGGACAAGUGGCAGGAAAUAUGAUGAGAACCUCAGGCUUCUUGGUGAACCAAGGAUGGCCAUUGUUUAUUAGUGAGUUUGGUGGAGACUUGAGAGGUACCAACGUGAACCACAAUCGCUACCUUAAUUGCUUCUUAGCACUGGCAGCUGAGCUUGACUUAGAUUGGGCACUGUGGACACUCGUUGGUAGCUACUACUUUAGACAAGGAGUUAUAGGAAUGGAAGAGUUUUAUGGGAUUCUUAGUUGGGACUGGAUCCAAGUUAGAAAUACUACUUUCUUAAACAGAAUCUCUGCCCUCCAACUUCCAUUUCGAGGUCCAGGCAUAACAAGAGGCAAUCCAUACAAAUUGAUAUUCCAUCCUUUGACUGGUUUGUGUGUCAUAAGAAAGUCAUUACUAGAUCGAUUGACAUUGGGUCCUUGCUAUUUAUCUGAUGGUUGGAAAUACACACCCCAGAAAAUUCUAUCAAUAAAGGGUACUUACUUCUGCAUGCAAGCGGAGAGUGAAGGGAUGCCUGCGACACUUGGGAUAAUGUGCUCAGAUCCUAACUCUAGAUGGGAAAUGAUCUCAGAUUCGAAGUUGCACCUUUCAUCAAAACUCAGCGAUGAUUCUAAUGUAUGCCUAGAUGUGGAUGACAACAAUAACAUCGUGACCAAUGCUUGCAAAUGCUUAAGCAAAGAUCGUACAUGUGACCCUAGUAGCCAAUGGUUCAAACUUAUUGACAGCGGAAGCAGGUCAAUGUUGACAACCUCAACAUCAUCCAUGCUAUAUAAAUUCAUCGGACCUUUUAUGGAAGCCGUUUAGCUCAGCAUAAGUUGUUUUAUGAAUAUUACUGUAAAUUUCUCUAACCAUGUACUUAUGUUUUAAAAUCGCAGGAAAGUGAUGCAUUAAGCAUAUCCAUAUAUAUGAAUACAUAUUGUCACUAUUAAAAAAUGUACAGAA